Molecule: messenger RNA, 1922 nt
Organism: Stylophora pistillata
Lineage: Eukaryota; Metazoa; Cnidaria; Anthozoa; Scleractinia; Pocilloporidae
Product: alpha-2Da adrenergic receptor-like
Biological process (GO): G protein-coupled receptor signaling pathway
Cellular component (GO): plasma membrane
Molecular function (GO): G protein-coupled receptor activity
Source: RefSeq, a predicted model, not a curated record
AGACCUGAUAGUUUUAGUGCAGCUGUGGUCAGAUGUAGGGUUUGUCACGUAGCAUGUGUUAAAGAAGGUUGUUGCGUGACAUGCCCAAAGGGUGUGAUUUUUUUGAAGGAGGCAAGAUAGUAUUAUUUAUUGCUCGAAUACAACUCAAACACUACGCCAAUCAAGUCAAGCACCCUGGUUAAGAGGAAUCUAAAGUUAAUAAUUAGCUUUUGUUACGAGUGAAUUCACAAGAACAAAGAACCAUUAUUUAUCUUAAGCCAUUCACUGCGCCGUAACUAUGGAAAUGCGGGAUGCAAUUUUGAGAACGAAGCGUCUCAUAUUAUCUUCCAAGUAUCAAGUGAAGGAGAGUUGGAGACUGAACGAAGCGUACUUGCAUGUUUUAAGUAACACAGUAGUCUCUUUGUUGUGGUUAAAGAAGUUGCUCAGUCUUAGUCGUUUUUUUCUGGAAACCUUUGGCGAUAUUUAAAGCGGCCUUUGUUGAACAGACUUAUGAUGCAAGCAGACUGAAGCGACCGAAAACAGCUGUCUGAAGGGCGGCAAACUUCAUGGCACCACUCGAACCAACCAUUUCAUCGACGAUGUCUUCUACGAAAGACAUAGUGAGGUCAACUGUUAGCAAUGGAGAGGAACUACGACGUUCAGUUAUGAAUGUAGGAGAUGCAAUUAACGCCAUAGCGUUUGCAAUUUUGAUUUUGUUUACGGUUUUCGGUAAUCUUAUGAUCCUGGCCGCCAUCAUCAGAAGCAGGAUCCUUCGUUUCCGCACUCAUUUGUACAUCACAAGCCUUUCUUUCGCAAAUUUGCUCAUGGCUGGUGUUGUAAUGCCACUUCGAGUCCUGAGCUUUGUAGACAAAAACACAUGGCUGAACGAACCAGUAUUGUGUGAAACAUAUGGCAGCUUUUUUGUACUGUUUUGUACUGUGACUGUCUACACCCUGGCAGCUUUGAGUUUGGAUCGGUACUUCUCAAUCUCCCGGUACAAGUGGUAUCAGAACUUCAUGACCAGUAGCCGUACGUUUUGCCUCAUCGUUCUUUGUUGGAGUAUCGCCGUGCUGGUGUCGUUUCUGUUUGCCAAUUUCGACGUCGAUGUCGAAAAAUCCUUGAACUGUAAGUUGGGUAAAACCUACACCACAGCUUACGUUUACACUUUCGUCGGCAUUGAAGUUCUGACUCCGGUAAUCUUCAUGUUGAUUUUACAGUGUCAAGUUAUGAAAACAGCUGUAAGCCAUACUCACACAGUGGAUGUACGCGGUAGACAGAUUAAAAACUUGGACUAUGCUGAUUUUCCAUCGAUCGCCAAAGAAACGACCUGGUCCAAGAUUGUGGUUCGAAUUACUCUGAGUUUUGUAAUAUUUUGGAUUCCGAGAUGUGUAUUUCUUCUUCUUGCCAACAGCAAUACAGCAGGCAUCCAUGAAGUUGCCGAUGGUUUGACAGAGAUCAUGACUUAUUGCUUCCCCCCAUCAUUUGCUCUGUUGCUGAGUUAUUGGAGUAAGGAGUUUAGAGAGGUUUUCAUAGAUAUGCUGUGUCCAUAUGCCUGUUAUCAAAAGAAGAAAGACAUGAGAAAGUAUCGCCUGGGCGAGCCUAACAGAGUGAAACCAUCAAUGAUGUACAGAAAACACUCCAAAAACUUUGCUGCAUCAUGAGUAUGAGAUCCAUACUCAAGGAAACAAUUGGAUUUGUCCCUUUCAGUGAUGAUAUUUGUCUCUCCAUUCUUUUAUCUCAACUUUACUCUGUGAAGACACUUUUUGUGACCUUAAAGAAUUACAUUAUAUCAGCUGUUAGGAUAGAAGCACUGAAAAUGGCUCAAGGAAUGAGUCAAACUCCUUCCUAUCAAGAGUGAGUGACAGUUUGAUUGGAAAAAAAAUACCAUAUAUUUUUCAUAUGAAUAAAGGCUGAUAGUUUCGAAAGAAACUGUUUGGGGCUGC